Ambispora gerdemannii is the source of this 906-nucleotide messenger RNA. The record is from the annotation of a GenBank genome assembly. Lineage: Eukaryota; Fungi; Glomeromycota; Glomeromycetes; Archaeosporales; Ambisporaceae.
AUGUCAACGACGACAACGACAACAACGAAGGCUUCACCAAUUCAAUUUGCCUACCGGUCAGUUAGUGGUGUAGAACUGUCGAACGGUCACCCAGAUUACAAGAGUAUAAAAAAAUUUUCAGAAAGAAGCGAUAUCAAGACGUUUCAGUAUAAUAAGGAUGGCCGAUAUUUUGGUUGGGCAUCGUCAGAAAUGGUCGUCGUAAUCGAUGCAGAAACAACCAAAAUAGUAAAAGAGAUUCCACGAAGAAAUGUAGUCGAGAUUGGGUUUUCGCCAAAGGGCACGUAUAUAUCUACUUGGGAACGGCCUGUUAAACUUGAAGAGAACGUCGUUCACAAAAAUCUUAUUUUGUGGGAAGUCGAGUCUGGUGAGGAGCUCAUGUCUUUUACUCAGAAAAGUCAGAAUAAUUGGAACGUUCAAUGGACAGAAGACGAGGCAUUUUUCUGUCGCAUGGUCACAAACGAAGUACAAUUUUUUGAUAGCAAACGAGUGGAUAAAGGUGUGCACUCGAGACUACGUUUAGAGGGAAUCGGUGAUUUUUCAUUGUCACCCGGUAAGAGUCCGUCAAUAGCCGUGUUUAUUCCUGAGAAAAAGACGUUCUUCAAAGCAGAUAAAAUCCAGAUGAAGUGGAAUGACCUCGGGACUAAUUUGUUAGUGUUGACGCAUACCGAUGUGGAUAAGACGAAUAAGUCUUAUUAUGGAGAGACAAAUUUAUAUUUUCUGGCGUCGGCUGGUAACUACGAUUGCCGUGUGCAACUCGAUAAAGAAGGCCCAAUUCACGAUGUCGCGUGGAGUCCCAACUCCAAAGAGUUUAUAGUCGUUUAUGGGUAUAUGCCCGCAAAAGCGACACUAUUCGAUCAUCGUGCAAACACAGCUUACGAGUUUGGCAUAAACCCAAGAAACACCUAA